AUGUUAAUUCGGCAUUUACAGUCUGCUACAGUUUACUGUAGUUGAUUGUGAUAUAGAGAAUACAAGUUUUUAUUGUUUCGAUAUGAGAGAUGGUAAAUGUCACAAAAGGAAUUUUAGUCGAAUGUGAUGCGGCUAUGAAACAAUUUCUUCUACACUUGGAUGAAACAACUGCUCUAGGAAAAAAGUUCAUAAUUCAAGAUUUAGAUGAAAGACACCUGUUUAUAUCUGCUGACAUAUUAGAAACUCUACAAGCAAAAGUAGACGAUCUUAUGGAUCAGAUAUCAUUCCCAUUAGCUGAGAAAGGAAUAUAAAAAAAGAAAGAAACAACAUUUGC
Messenger RNA from Pseudomyrmex gracilis, 334 nucleotides. It is a transcript of the gene Tfb5, whose product is annotated as general transcription factor IIH subunit 5. Gene Ontology annotation, cellular component: transcription factor TFIIH core complex; transcription factor TFIIH holo complex. Gene Ontology annotation, biological process: transcription by RNA polymerase II; transcription initiation at RNA polymerase II promoter; nucleotide-excision repair. The transcript is spliced from 2 exons. The coding region runs from base 90 to 311 and encodes 73 amino acids. NCBI's taxonomy places the organism in Eukaryota, Metazoa, Arthropoda, Insecta, Hymenoptera, Formicidae. The record is from RefSeq and is a predicted model, not a curated record.